GCCAACUCACUCGUUCGUGACUCAGUCGGGCCGUGUGAACUCGUUCCAUCUUUACUCCAUUCCCAAGUCAACCAGGAGCGUCCUAAAGUGGUGGUGUGGCUAUGGACGGCGGAGGGAGCAAGGUGAAGAAGGGAGCCGCUGGCCGGAGGGGUGGUGGCCCCAAGAAGAAGCCCGUCUCACGGUCCGUCAAGGCCGGCCUCCAGUUCCCCGUCGGUCGCAUCGGCCGCUUCCUCAAGAAGGGCCGGUACGCCCAGCGCGUCGGCGCCGGCGCUCCCGUCUACCUCGCCGCCGUGCUCGAAUACCUGGCAGCCGAGGUCUUGGAGUUGGCCGGGAAUGCGGCGCGUGACAACAAGAAGAACCGGAUCAUACCGAGGCACGUCUUGCUUGCCAUCAGGAACGACGAGGAGCUCGGGAAGCUUCUCGCUGGGGUGACCAUCGCGCACGGAGGGGUUCUGCCCAACAUUAACCCUGUUCUUCUGCCGAAGAAGACUGACAAGGGUGGCAAGGAGCCCAAGUCGCCAUCGAAGGGCACCAAGUCACCGAAGAAAGACUAGGGUUAGCGGAUAUGAAAGGGGGUUUCUAUCUCCUGCAAUUCCUCUUCUUUGUGUAUUUUGUAGGACUGGAAUAGUGUAGGUGGAAGAAAGAGAUGAAUUAGAUGAAGCCAAAUGUUUCUUCUUCCUAUGUUUUCAUGCAAUGUUAAUGAUAGUAGUGAUUUAUAUGUGA
This is a messenger RNA of Musa acuminata AAA Group (dessert banana), 723 nucleotides long. Its product is annotated as histone H2A. The transcript has 2 exons. Gene Ontology annotation, biological process: heterochromatin formation. Gene Ontology annotation, molecular function: DNA binding; protein heterodimerization activity; structural constituent of chromatin. The coding region runs from base 102 to 554 and encodes 150 amino acids. Lineage: Eukaryota; Viridiplantae; Streptophyta; Magnoliopsida; Zingiberales; Musaceae. Gene Ontology annotation, cellular component: chromatin; nucleosome. The record is from RefSeq and is a predicted model, not a curated record.